CGUGUGCGCCGCGCACGCGUACUUCGAGCUGCUGCCAUGGCGCUGUCGGGUCCCCUGAACAGGUACCUGCUGCUCAUGGCACAGGAGCACCUGGAGUUCCGCCUGCCGGAAAUAAAAUCUUUGCUCUCACUUUUCGGGGGACAGUUCACAAGUAGUCAAGAAACUUAUGGGAAGUCUCCUUUUUGGAUCCUUACCAUUCCCUCUGAAGAUAUUGCCAGAAAUGUAAUGAAACGGACAGUGUGUGCCAAGUCUAUGUUUGAACUAUGGGGUCAUGGAAAAUCUCCAGAGGAGCUAUAUAGUUCUCUUAGAAGCUAUCCAGUGGAAAAGAUGACUCCAUUUCUACGUUCAGACUCUACAUAUAAAAUAAAAAUUCACACAUUUAAUAAAACAUUGACACAAGAAGAAAAAAUACAACGAAUAGAUGCACUUGAAUUUCUUCCAUUUGAAGGGAAAGUCAACUUAAAGAAGCCACAGCAUAUAUUUUCGAUUUUGGAAGAUUAUGGUUUGGAUCCAAACUCUAUCCCAGAGACACCACAUAAUAUUUAUUUUGGUAGAUGGAUUGCAGAUGGACAGAGAGAACUUAUUGAGUCAUACAGUGUCAAAAAGAGACAUUUUAUUGGAAAUACAAGCAUGGAUGCUGGUUUGUCAUUCAUCAUGGCCAACCAUGGAAAAGUAAAAGAAAAUGAUAUUGUCUUUGAUCCAUUUGUUGGAACAGGUGGCCUUCUAAUAGCAUCUGCUCAUUUUGGUGCCUAUGUAUAUGGGACAGAUAUAGACUACAAUACAGUUCAUGGCUUGGGAAAGGCUAGUAGGAAAAACCAAAAAUGGAGGGGACCAGAUGAAAACAUAAGGGCAAAUCUUCGUCAGUAUGGUUUAGAGAAAUACUACCUCGAUGUCCUGAUAUCAGAUGCAUCUAAACCUUCCUGGAGGAAAGGCACAUAUUUUGAUGCUAUCAUCACUGAUCCUCCAUAUGGAAUCAGAGAAUCAACAAGAAGAACAGGUUCACAAAAAGAAAUAGCAAAGGGGAUAGAGAAAUGUCCAGAAAGCCAUGUUCCUGUCUCCUUGAGUUAUCAUCUGAGUGAUAUGUUUUUUGACCUGUUAAACUUUGCAGCUGAGACCCUUGUAUUAGGUGGAAGACUUGUCUAUUGGUUGCCAGUUUACACUCCAGAAUACACUGAGGAAAUGAUACCUUGGCACCCUUGCUUAGAAAUCAUAAGCAACUGUGAGCAGAAGCUUUCUAGUCACACAUCAAGGAGAUUAAUAACGAUGGAAAAAGUGAAACUUUUUGAGGACCGAGACCAUUAUUUACAUCUGCUAAGUGAUCAAAUUCUGCUGUAUCAUGGUCAGGAUUCCUUUCGUGAGAAAUAUUUCAGCGGUGUAACAAAAAGAAUUACCAAAGAGGAAAAAUCCAGCCAGGUGUGACAAUUAGGAUUUUGACAAUGAAG
Messenger RNA from Suncus etruscus (white-toothed pygmy shrew), 1442 nucleotides. RefSeq names its product tRNA methyltransferase 11 homolog (gene TRMT11). NCBI's taxonomy places the organism in Eukaryota, Metazoa, Chordata, Mammalia, Eulipotyphla, Soricidae. The transcript has 13 exons. Gene Ontology annotation, molecular function: nucleic acid binding. Gene Ontology annotation, biological process: methylation. The coding region runs from base 37 to 1419 and encodes 460 amino acids. Gene Ontology annotation, cellular component: cytoplasm. The record is from RefSeq and is a predicted model, not a curated record.